Callithrix jacchus (white-tufted-ear marmoset) is the source of this 984-nucleotide messenger RNA. It is a transcript of the gene CMA1, whose product is annotated as chymase 1. Gene Ontology annotation, biological process: proteolysis. The record is from RefSeq and is a predicted model, not a curated record. Gene Ontology annotation, molecular function: serine-type endopeptidase activity. Lineage: Eukaryota; Metazoa; Chordata; Mammalia; Primates; Cebidae. Gene Ontology annotation, cellular component: intracellular membrane-bounded organelle; cytoplasm.
CUCUUGCCUGCUGGGAGUCAUAAAACCCAAGAUUAGAAAGGAAAACCAGCAUUUGCUCAGGCAGCCUCUCUGGAAAGAUGCCGCUUCUUCCUCUCCCCCUGCUACUCUUUUUCCUGUACUCCAGAGCUGAAACUGGGGAGAUCAUCGGAGGCACAGAAUGCAAGCCACAUUCCCGCCCCUACAUGGCCUUCCUGGAAAUUGUCACUUCCAGGGGUCCCCCGAAAUUUUGUGGUGCCUUCCUGAUAAGACGGAACUUUGUGCUGACAGCUGCUCACUGUGCAGGAAGGUCUAUAACAGUCACCCUUGGAGCCCAUAACAUAACAGAGAAAGAAGACACAUGGCAGAGGAUUGAGGUUGUCAAGCAAUUCCGUCAUCCAAAAUAUAACGAGUCUACUUUUCACCACGAUAUCAUGUUACUAAAGUUGAAGGAGAAAGCCAACCUGGCACUGGCCGUGGGGACACUCCCCCUUCCACCCCAAUUCAACUUUGUCCCACCUGGGAGAAUGUGCCGGGUGGCUGGCUGGGGAAGAACAGGUGUGACGGAGCCAAUCUCAGACACUCUGCAAGAGGUGAAGCUGAGACUCAUGGAUCCCCAGGCCUGCAGCCACUUCAGAGACUUUGACCACAAUCUUCAGCUGUGUGUGGGUAAUCCCAAGAAGACAAAAUCUGCAUUUAAGGGAGACUCCGGGGGCCCUCUUCUGUGUGCUGGGGUGGCCCAGGGCAUCGUAUCCUACGGACGGGUGGACGCAAAGCCCCCUGCUGUCUUCACCCGAAUCUCCCAUUACCGGCCCUGGAUCAACAAGGUCCUGCAGGCAAAUUAACCCUGGAUCCUGAGCCAGCUUUAAACAGAACCUGGAACUGGACCUGAGCAGCAAAGUGUGUGCCACUCAUUCUGGCCUGCCCUUGGUCCCUUGGCCACAACCCGGAGCCUCCAGAAGUGUCCUACCAGUCACAGAACUCUCAAUAAACCUCAAUAAAGAUCCA